Lodderomyces beijingensis is the source of this 1401-nucleotide messenger RNA. Lineage: Eukaryota; Fungi; Ascomycota; Pichiomycetes; Serinales; Debaryomycetaceae. The record is from the annotation of a GenBank genome assembly.
AUGGCCACCAACAGCUCGACACCUCCAGCAGGCACACGAUACAUGCACAAGUCGCAGACGCGGUCCCGCCACGCCAUCCUAAUACCGAUGCCCUUGAACACGUUGCUCCAUUCCGAUAAGCAUCUCAAGUACCAUUUCCACAGCAUUGGGGGCGACUUUAUCCGGCUUUCGUCCUACCGCAGGUUCAAACAGUUGUUCCAGCUAGGCGGCGGAUCCCUAAUCAAGGCCAUUGUGUUUGACUUGUCGACUUUUCUCAAGCAGGAGUUGAACGAUGAAAAGAGCGGUGUUCAUUCGCAGUUGAAGAACUACUUAACGAGCAAUAACACCAUAUUGCAAACGCGUGAGCGCGAGUGGUGCUUGUGCGAUCACCAGUUUGGAUUGCGCAACUGGCUCUAUAUCAUCUUUGGCUAUAUGUUGCAGAACUACAAAGAGGAGGAAGUGGGGCAGUGUCUCGAUGAUAUCAUCAAGGUUUAUUUGAAUGCCAGAAAGAACCGCAUGUCCCCCGAUGACGUCAAGAUCAUCCGCGACGAGCGAGAUAACUAUACCUUGGCCCAGUUCCAGCUGUACAUUGACAAGGUUGAAAUCCGAGAGGAUUUGCUCUUUGGCGAUAAUCACGAGAAUCAAUGGGUCUCGUUCUCCGAAGCUAACAAUCAGAGAAUCUACUUGCCUCCCUUGCCACGAUUGCACGAUCACGAGCUAUUAGUCAAGGCAUUGAUGCAUAAGGAGUAUUAUCGAUUAUUGUUGGACUCGAAUCAUGAGUUUGCGCGCGCGAUGCAGGCUCAGAAUUACGACUUGUCCUUUGGCGAGUACGGGUUGAUUAGAAAAGAGCUUUCAUUUCUAGACGGCUUGGGCGAUUUCUUUCUAGCUCAAGAGACAUCGCGUGUGAUUUACGACUUAUGCAUCAACAACAACAACAACAACAACAAUAAUAACAGUGGUGAUGAUAGCGAUUGCAUGUCCAGGACAAGUUCAUCCGAUUCUGCUAAAAACGUCAAUUCCACCAUCUACAACUUGCUCAAGAUGAUCCUCGCGACCAACACCUUGAUGUCAAAGUUGACCAAAUGCUACAAUCUACACCAAGGCAUCGACGACGCGAUAAUCAACCAACGCGUAGCGGACGAGUACUUGACAUUCACACUCAAGGGCGAAUUAAGAGACGAUAAGGACGUCAAUGAGGCGAGAAUAUACGAAGAGGAGUUCUUGGGCGAUUUCUUUGAAAGCUAUAUGGCGGCUCUACUAAUUGAGCAGCCGAAAGUCGCCAAGAGUUUCAUUCGACUGAUUUAUACGCGAUUGUUGCAUGUCAUAACGGAGACUUUGCCCCCGGAUGUCACGUAUCAGCAUUGGACUACUACCAUCUUGGGAAGAAACAUAUAUUGCAAAAAGGACGAAGCGGUGAUUUGA